UGGUGUAAACCCGAGGUUCCUCCGCUCGGCUAGCCACUCACGCCUCCUUCGUCUGCCGCUGGCGCUUCCGCUUCCGGCAGCUACUAACCGAGCCGGGAGAGAGGCUCGGCCAUGGCGGGGAGCCGGCUGGAAACCGUGGGCAGCAUUUUCUCGCGGACUCGGGACCUCAUGCGGGCUGGGGUAUUGAAGGAGAAGCCCCUCUGGUUUGACAUAUAUAAGGCCUUUCCCCCGCUGAGGGAGCCGGUCUUCCGAAGGCCCCGCUUGCGAUACGGCAAAGCCAAGGCUUCCAUCCAGGACAUCUUCUACCACGAGGAUGUGAUUCGAGCGAAAUUUUAUUCAGCCUAUGGAUCUGGUCAGAAAGCCUUCGAUCUAUUCAAUCCAAACUUCAAGUCCACCUGUCAACGGUUCGUGGAGAAGUACAUGGAGCUGCAGAAACUUGGAGAGACAGACGAAGAGAAAUUAUUUGUGGAAACAGGGAAGGCUUUAUUGGCAGAAGGAGUCAUUUUAAGACGAGUAGGAGAAGCAAGGGCUCAACAGGAGGAGAGUCAUGGCUCCUGGAAACCUGAACCCGUGGGUGUCAAACCCCAAACUGAAUUGGAAAAAAAACAGCUCCUGAAAGAAGGUGCACGGGAGCAGCAUUCGGAGGCACCUGAAGAGCCGUCGAAAGGCCUCUCACCUCCCUGAAGGACUUGAACACCGCGCACACGGACGUCCGGACGGUGCUCACUAGAGGGUGUUGAACAGCCUGGAACAGCCGAGCUCUGUACAUGUUUCCAGAUCUCCCAGGCAUUGUGCUCUCCUUCUUCUAGUUCCUGUUUCCAGGUUGUCACACGGCUCCGGGUCACGGUUUGAAAGAAGCAGUUGUGUGAACUUUCAUGUUAGGGCAGUGUCAAAUAAAGAAUUCCCUAGCUGCUUGUAAAGUA
Molecule: messenger RNA, 923 nt
Organism: Phyllostomus hastatus (greater spear-nosed bat)
Lineage: Eukaryota; Metazoa; Chordata; Mammalia; Chiroptera; Phyllostomidae
Gene: MRPS23
Product: mitochondrial ribosomal protein S23
Exons: 5
Coding region: 112-684 (190 amino acids)
Biological process (GO): translation
Cellular component (GO): ribosome; mitochondrion
Molecular function (GO): structural constituent of ribosome
Source: RefSeq, a predicted model, not a curated record